This is a messenger RNA of Acanthopagrus latus (yellowfin seabream), 5181 nucleotides long. RefSeq names its product deleted in malignant brain tumors 1 protein. NCBI's taxonomy places the organism in Eukaryota, Metazoa, Chordata, Actinopteri, Spariformes, Sparidae. Bases 256 to 4554 code for a protein of 1432 amino acids. The record is from RefSeq and is a predicted model, not a curated record. The transcript has 18 exons. Gene Ontology annotation, cellular component: membrane.
GAAACAGCUGCCUCACUGGAAACACGACAGGAUUUCUCAUAGACACUGCGAUCAUGGGCUGCAGCUUACUGACUGUUUCUGGUGUCCAGGAAGUAGCAGUCCAAGGAACAGACGAGAGGAGUGUUUCACAUGAAGGAAAAAAAAACACUAGAAAGAAAAAGAGGAAGUGUUCCAGGAAGGACAGCCAGUAUAAAGGGAUCUCCUGCCUCCUGUACUGUCACUGACAAGUGAUACAGGGCAUCCUCUGUGUCAGCCAUGGGGAGUGUACAACAGGGACACCUUCGUUGUUUGACUCUUGUCUCUCUCCUCUUGAUCUCAAGCUCACCUGCUGCAGGCUUCUCUGUCAGAUUAACUGGGUCUACUCAGUGCUCUGGAAGGGUAGAAAUCAUCUACAGUGGCAUCUGGGGAACAGUCUGUGGUGAUGGAUGGGACCUAAACGAUGCUCAGGUGGUGUGCAGAGAGUUGAACUGUGGCACAGCAGUACAGGCUCAUCAGUUGGCUGUGUUCGGUCAAGGUACUGGACAGAUCUGGCUCGAUGAUGUGAGCUGUUCAGGAGGAGAGAGUUAUUUAUAUCACUGUUCAAACAGUGGAUUUGGGACACACAACUGUGGACACCAUCAGGAUGCUGGUGUGGUCUGUUCAGGUGUCAGAUUAGCUGGGUCUGGGUCUACUCAGUGCUCUGGAAGGGUAGAAAUCAUCUACAGUGGCAUCUGGGGAACAGUCUGUGGUGAUGGAUGGGACCUAAACGAUGCUCAGGUGGUGUGCAGAGAGGUGAACUGUGGCACAGCAGUACAGGCUCAUCAGUCGGCUGUGUUCGGUCAAGGGACUGGACAGAUCUGGCUUGAUGAUGUGAACUGUUCAGGCAGUGAGAGUCGUUUAAGUCAGUGUUCACACAGUGGAUAUGGGACACACAACUGUGGACACCAUCAGGAUGCAUCUGUCAUCUGUUCCGGUGUCAGAUUAGCUGUGUCUGGGUCUACUCAGUGCUCUGGAAGGGUAGAAAUCAUCUACAGUGGCAUCUGGGGAACAGUCUGUGGUGAUGGAUGGGACCUAAACGAUGCUCAGGUGGUGUGCAGAGAGUUGAACUGUGGCACAGCAGUACAGGCUCAUCAGUUGGCUGUGUUCGGUCAAGGGACUGGACAGAUCUGGCUCGAUGAUGUGAGCUGUUCAGGAGGAGAGAGUUAUUUAUAUCACUGUUCAAACAGUGGAUUUGGGACACACAACUGUGGACACCAUCAGGAUGCUGGUGUGGUCUGUUCAGGUGUCAGAUUAGCUGGGUCUGGGUCUACUCAGUGCUCUGGAAGGGUAGAAAUCAUCUACAGUGGCAUCUGGGGAACAGUCUGUGGUGAUGGAUGGGACCUAUACGAUGCUCAGGUGGUGUGCAGAGAGUUGAACUGUGGCACAGCAGUACAGGCUCAUCAGUCGGCUGUGUUCGGUCAAGGGACUGGACAGAUCUGGCUCGAUGAUGUGAGCUGUUCAGGCAGUGAGAGUCGUCUAAGUCAGUGUUCACACAGUGGAUAUGGGACACACAACUGUGGACACCAUCAGGAUGCUGGUGUGGUCUGUUCAGGUGUCAGAUUAGCUGGGUCUGGGUCUACUCAGUGCUAUGGAAGGAUAGAAAUCUAUCACAAUGGCUCCUGGGGAACAGUCUGUAGUGACGGAUGGGACCUAAACGAUGCUCAGGUGGUGUGCAGAGAGGUGAACUGUGGUACAGCCUCACAUGUUUAUAAUUAUACUGCAUACGGUCAAGCGACUGGACAGAUCUGGCUUGAUGAUGUGAACUGUUCAGGCAGUGAGAGUCGUUUAAGUCAGUGUUCACACAGUGGAUAUGGGACACACAACUGUGGACACCAUCAGGAUGCAUCUGUCAUCUGUUCAGGUGUCAGAUUAGCUGGGUCUGGGUCUACUCAGUGCUCUGGAAGGGUAGAAAUCAUCUACAGUGGCAUCUGGGGAACAGUCUGUGGUGAUGGAUGGGACCUAAACGAUGCUCAGGUGGUGUGCAGAGAGUUGAACUGUGGCACAGCAGUACAGGCUCAUCAGUCGGCUGUGUUCGGUCAAGGGACUGGACAGAUCUGGCUCGAUGAUGUGAGCUGUUCAGGCAGUGAGAGUCGUCUAAGUCAGUGUUCACACAGUGGAUAUGGGACACACAAUUGUGGACACCAUCAGGAUGCUGGUGUGGUCUGUUCAGGUGUCAGAUUAGCUGGGUCUGGGUCUACUCAGUGCUCUGGAAGGGUAGAAAUCAUCUACAGUGGCAUCUGGGGAACAGUCUGUGGUGAUGGAUGGGACCUAUACGAUGCUCAGGUGGUGUGCAGAGAGUUGAACUGUGGCACAGCAGUACAGGCUCAUCAGUCGGCUGUGUUCGGUCAAGGGACUGGACAGAUCUGGCUUGAUGAUGUGAGCUGUUCAGGCAGUGAGAGUCGUCUAAGUCAGUGUUCACACAGUGGAUAUGGGACACACAACUGUGGACACCAUCAGGAUGCUGGUGUGGUCUGUUCAGGUGUCAGAUUAGCUGGGUCUGGGCACGGGUCCACUUUCUGCUAUGGAAGGGUAGAAAUCUAUCACAAUGGCUCCUGGGGAACAGUCUGUAGUGACGGAUGGGACCUAAACGAUGCUCAGGUGGUGUGCAGAGAGGUGAACUGUGGUACAGCCUCACAUGUUUAUAAUUAUGCUGCAUACGGUCAAGCGACUGGACAAAUCUGGCUUGAUGAUGUGAACUGUUCAGGCAGUGAGAGUCGUCUAAGUCAGUGUUCACACAGUGGAUAUGGGACACACAACUGUCGACACCAUCAGGAUGCAUCUGUCUUCUGUUCAGGUGUCAGAUUAGCUGGGUCUGGGUCUACUCAGUGCUCUGGAAGGGUAGAAAUCAUCUACAGUGGCAUCUGGGGAACAGUCUGUGGUGAUGGAUGGGACCUAAACGAUGCUCAGGUGGUGUGCAGAGAGUUGAACUGUGGCACAGCAGUACAGGCUCAUCAGUUGGCUGUGUUCGGUCAAGGGACUGGACAGAUCUGGCUCGAUGAUGUGAGCUGUUCAGGAAGAGAGAGUUAUUUAUAUCACUGUUCAAACAGUGGAUUUGGGACACACAACUGUGGACACCAUCAGGAUGCUGGUGUGGUCUGUUCAGGUGUCAGAUUAGCUGGGUCUGGGUCUACUCAGUGUUAUGGAAGGGUAGAAAUCUAUCACAAUGGCUCCUGGGGAACAGUCUGUAGUGACGGAUGGGACCUAAACGAUGCUCAGGUGGUGUGCAGAGAGGUGAACUGUGGUACAGCCUCACAUGUUUAUAAUUAUACUGCAUACGGUCAAGCGACUGGACAGAUCUGGCUUGAUGAUGUGAACUGUUCAGGCAGUGAGAGUCGUUUAAGUCAGUGUUCACACAGUGGAUAUGGGACACACAACUGUGGACACCAUCAGGAUGCAUCUGUCAUCUGUUCAGGUGUCAGAUUAGCUGGGUCUGGGUCUACUCAGUGCUCUGGAAGGGUAGAAAUCAUCUACAGUGGCAUCUGGGGAACAGUCUGUGGUGAUGGAUGGGACCUAAACGAUGCUGAGGUGGUGUGCAGAGAGUUGAACUGUGGCACAGCAGUACAGGCUCAUCAGUCGGCUGUGUUCGGUCAAGGGACUGGACAGAUCUGGCUCGAUGAUGUGAGCUGUUCAGGAGGAGAGAGUUAUUUAUAUCACUGUUCAAACAGUGGAUUUGGGACACACAAGUGUAAACACAGUCAGGAUGCUGGUGUGGUCUGUUCAGUGAGCCUCCCAAAGCCCACCAUCUCUAUGAAUCCUGCUGCUCCCAUCACCUUGGGUCAGAAUGUCAGCAUCACUUGUUCGAUCUCGACGCAGCUUUCAGGAGUAACAUUCAUUCUGCAGAAAACCUCAGGCUCAUUCAGAACCACCCUGACAUCAAGUACCAACUCUGCUAUCUUCAAUAUCCAUAAAGUGGACUUUGAUAAAGAGGGAUGGUACCAGUGUCAGUACCAGAUGAACAUCUCGAGUCAGUCUUUCAAUUCAAGUGUUUUCAAUUCAAGUGUGAGUGACUCUGUCACACUUUCAGUUACAGUGGCACUGCAGCAGCCCAACAGCUCCCUAACGUCUCCGAACAAACAGCUGGUCUUUGGUCCUCAAGAUGCAGAAGUCACCAGGGGUUCCAGCUUCGUCAUCACCUGCUCCAGUCCUGCCGAUUAUCCUGGAGGGGUUUACCAUCUCAUCUUCUCUGGCUCGCGCAUCAACACCAAGCCAGCAGUCAACCGCUUAGCCUCCUUCAGCUUCCCCAAAGCUGACUUUGAACACAGAGGCACCUACAGCUGUGUGUAUGAAGUCACAAUGUCCUCAAGGAAAUUCACUUCUACUGAAUCAGCACCAAUUGCUGUUGUCAUGAAAACCUGGCAGCAGAUAGUGAGGGUGGUGCUGAAAACGGACUCCUCUGUUGACAUGGAGCAGCAGAAGGAGAAAAUCUUGGAGGAGUUCAACCAGAGACUGAAGGAACGCGGCCUGAGUCGAAACGUCAAACUGAGUUGGGUGACGCAGCCUGAUGGGAAGGUCUUCCACAAAGGAAAUAGGAAGUAGGAGGAGGAGAAGGACUGAAGUGGGGCUCCUACAAAUCCAUCAACCUGUAAGAAACAGAGAGCGACUGAAGUUUGAUCAUCUGUAUGUGAGAUCAUAUCUGAAGUAUCAGACCUUAAGUUGCAUUAUUAAUACAUGCUUUAAUGUUUCAUGGUUAUUUUGUAUCAGUGUUUUAAUGUCGUUCAGAAUUUUUGCUUGUUAGUAAGUCAUACGUAAUUGUUACAAUCACUGGUACUAAAAAAGUAUCUUGGCCCAGAGGGUCAAAGCACAACAAUAUUUCAGAAAACAUUAAAUGCAACAUUCCACAAGACAGAACAUAUUUGGACAUGUAAUUAAAGGCCAGCUACAAAACAAUAUCUCUAUAUAUUUCCACCGCUUGACUUGGCAUCAGACAGGAAGCUGAAAGCAUCACAUCGCUCUGUAGACGCACAGACGGGUUAUAGGAAACACAGCUGCCAUGUUUUCUGAAAGUGUUGUUGUGUUGUUAAAUGUCCUGUCUGUGAAAUGUGUCGUCUGAAAUGCUGUUCUGAUGGCCGUUUUCUUAGAUGUCUUGUUUCCUGAAUGAUGGUGUGUGAGAGGAGUGAAUAACAUGAUGGUCCUGAAAAUAAACUAAAGACAGUAGCAUGCAAA